Messenger RNA from Symbiodinium sp. CCMP2592, 645 nucleotides. Lineage: Eukaryota; Dinophyceae; Suessiales; Symbiodiniaceae. The record is from the annotation of a GenBank genome assembly.
AUGGGGACCAGUGCCAAGGAUAAGAUUGCGUACGAAGCGCUGAUGUCAGAGGAUUCGAGAUACUUCCAGGACCAGCAAGCUCAGACGGAGCACAUCGGAAGAAGAACAUCAAUGUUGUCUGCACACUUGAACGAGACGAAGCCGACAUACGAUGUGAUGGCCUUCCAGGUCUCAAGCCUCAUGGAGUCCCUGAACAAGCAGCUGCCUUACCUCCUCGGUCCUCGCUUCAGAUCCGAAGAGCGCGAAGCACCGAGCCCAGUUGCUGCCGAGCCCGGGACUCCAAAGAAGGCGACAAAUUUGCAGGAGAUGAAGGUCCACAUUAUGGGCCUCCGCAGGCUACUGGACAAGGAGGGGGCAGCUCACAUGCACAAGCUUGAGGCCGUGCAGAAGAAUUUGAAAGAAGUCAAGCAGCAAACCGACAAGGCCGCCGGGUCGUCCAUCUCGAAGAUAGUCGACCAAACUUCUGUGCUCGAGAAGAGCGCUUCAAUACGGGGAAUGCUGAAGGUCUUGGAUGCUGGUGGUUCUUCUAGUGGCCACGGUGACAAUUGGCGUACUGAUGUGGAACAGGAUGAGAUACUACGAGAAGAAGCAUUUCAUCUGAGUCUGCCCACAAACAAGAUGUCGAAGGCAGGGCUAGGACAUUGA